Molecule: messenger RNA, 429 nt
Organism: Penicillium canariense
Lineage: Eukaryota; Fungi; Ascomycota; Eurotiomycetes; Eurotiales; Aspergillaceae
Product: sorting nexin-3
Exons: 3
Coding region: 1-429 (142 amino acids)
Biological process (GO): endocytic recycling; late endosome to Golgi transport
Cellular component (GO): early endosome membrane; retromer complex
Molecular function (GO): phosphatidylinositol-3-phosphate binding
Source: RefSeq, a predicted model, not a curated record
AUGCAGUCCGUCCCCGAGUCGCGCCAGCAGACCUUUGAGGAGAUCUACGGGCCUCCGGAGAAUUUCCUCGAGAUUGAAGUGCGCAACCCUCAAACCCAUGGAACCUCCCGCAAUAUGUACACCUCCUAUGAGAUCGUUUGCCGAACCAACAUCCCCGCCUUCAAGCUGAAGCACUCUGUCGUGCGCCGCCGCUACUCCGACUUCGAAUACUUCCGCGAUAUCCUGGAGCGGGAGAGCACGCGCGUGACUAUCCCCCCACUGCCGGGCAAGGUCUUUACCAACCGCUUUAGCGACGACGUCAUUGAGCAUCGACGUGAGGGGCUUCAGCGGUUCCUGCAGAUUGUCGCAGGACAUCCGCUGCUGCAGACCGGCAGCAAAGUCCUGGCUAGUUUCAUACAGGACCCGAACUGGGACCGUAAUGCGUGGUAG